Molecule: messenger RNA, 515 nt
Organism: Strongylocentrotus purpuratus (purple sea urchin)
Lineage: Eukaryota; Metazoa; Echinodermata; Echinoidea; Camarodonta; Strongylocentrotidae
Exons: 3
Coding region: 4-483 (159 amino acids)
Source: RefSeq, a predicted model, not a curated record
GUGAUGUCAGACAUUUUGACAGACAGAGUUGUGCAGAGAUUGUCAAAACUGAUUAAUCCUGGGAAUAUCCGUGCAGAUGACUUUAGCGUAGAACUGGGAUUCACCAAAGUCAAGGGCAAUGCCGCAGCGAUAGGGGCCAAUCUCACCAUGAAUCAACCUGGCGCAUUCGACAAACUCCUCUCCAAGUAUGUUAUGAAACAUGGACGGAAGAGCGAAAGUGCUCUGCAACUGAGACAGAUCUUUCUAGAGAGUGAAGAAUUGAAGCCCUGCGCUGAUUUCGUCAAAGCAGAAUUAGAGAAGUUUAAAAUUCCUGUCCCGUCAGACGCAGAAACACUCGUGGACACAUCUGUACCCCUCCCGUCCCCUCAUUGUGGCACACCGGGUGAGGUAGCAGAGGCCGCUGGUGGGACUAAAACUGGUGCAAAAACGAAGAAAGUAUGUCAGGAUCCAGCUUACAAGCCUGACGAGGAAAUGGAAACAUGAACGUCCAUCCUUUUGUUAUUUUUGAAUUACUU